CGGUCAGUGUCGUUGCGCAAGGAGCACUUCAUCAUUCCCAUCCGGUCCAAGGACACCAUCUUUAUCCAUGCAACGAGCGACGACGUCAGGGCGUCUCAGGACACCACUCUGCCUCGCUAUGACGAGAGUACCUUUGGCGAGGUUUGGAUGACGCGACAGCCCAACUUCAACAUGGCACGGCUGGACCCCUUCCUUGCUUCACACACCUGGAGCCCGGUUGCCCGACUGGUAUCAUCCAGUCAAAGCUGCGACGAACUCUACGGAUUGCUAGUUAGAAUGUCGUUUCAGGACGACAGCUUGCCGUCGCUGGCAUCCAGAUAUGCCAUCAGUGCGCUGUCGUACCAGCAUCUCGCCAUGGACAAAACGGCCGUCAUGCAUCAGACGAGAGCGAUCCGAGCGCUCCAGGCCGCCAUUGAGACGGCGGUUCCUGCAGAGUGUAUGCAGCUGAUGGCUGCGAGCAUGCUACUCAACAUCUACGAGACACUCAACUUUGACACAUCGGAUCUCAGCUGGUCCAUCUUCUUCUGCGGCACAAAACGAAUCGCCAACUUUGUCACAAAAACCGACGACACGUACUUUGGAGACGAGGCGCUCAUCAUUGACUGGGUCUUUUACCACGACGUCAUGUACAAGUUUAGUAUUCGACACUGGAGAGAAAAGAACAAGGACCAGAUCCAGCUGGCGGCACAGAGAAAAGUUCUCUCCAAGGCGGUGUUUUCGCCAGAGAGACAGACUAUUGUUCCGAUUCUCGGCUGCUCCCUGGAACUGCUUGACCUGCUCUGCCAAGCCAUUGAUGCCGUUUACGAGCCCGGUGACCCUGAUUACCAAUCCGAAUCCCACCUAAAGCUGAUCCGGUCCCUGGAGAUCCGCUUAAAAUACCUGCAGCAGCGGCAGUCCACAGUAGCGCCGCUAGACGGCCCGGAGAUGAGGCAGGAGGCCAUCGUUGCCGAGCUGUAUCGCCUAGCUGCCAUCAUCUAUCUCUUGCGUAUGGCCAAGGGUGAGCCCGAAAACUCAAAGGCCGUUGCCCACGUGGUCGACCAGGCGUACGAGCUGCUCCAACAGCUGGUGUACUGCGAGCGGCCCUGGCCUCUGUUCGUCGUUGCGCUCGAGGCCCGUACCGAAGAGCAUCGAAUGCGCAUGCUCAAGGUGCUGGAGAAGUCGCUGGAGCGUCGACCGCUGGGGCCCAUGACGCUGGUCAACAGGAUGAUACCCGAUGCCUGGACGCAGCAGGAUCUGCGCGAGUCGUCAAUAGAUGCUUUUACUCUCUACGGCAUGAUUAUCAGCAGGCACCGAGUACCGCCGUGCUUCACAUGAAAAACUGGAUUACGAAAAUGAGAAAUGUUUGUGUACAAGUUGUUUUUUUUAAGGGGCUUUUAUAAGGUAUGCUAUGCUUCACUCUAAUUACAACAAAACUAUAGAAAAAAGAAACCAGUUUUUCC
Trichoderma virens Gv29-8 is the source of this 1439-nucleotide messenger RNA. RefSeq lists its product as uncharacterized. Gene Ontology annotation, cellular component: nucleus. Gene Ontology annotation, biological process: positive regulation of transcription by RNA polymerase II. The transcript is spliced from 5 exons. The coding region runs from base 148 to 1314 and encodes 388 amino acids. Gene Ontology annotation, molecular function: transcription cis-regulatory region binding; DNA-binding transcription factor activity. The record is from RefSeq and is a predicted model, not a curated record. NCBI's taxonomy places the organism in Eukaryota, Fungi, Ascomycota, Sordariomycetes, Hypocreales, Hypocreaceae.